AUGAGCGAAUCUGCUGCCGCUACGCCCGAGGCGCGCAGCCGGCGAUCGACGCUCUAUCCUCGGGGGAGUGUGGAGUUCUCGCCCGUCCUCGACGAUGCGCUUCCGAGCGCGAGUACGGCGAGGCCGCGCGGCCGGCAGUCGCGGUCUACUUCGAAAACCGACGGAGGCUCUGGUCGUCAUGGCACCUUGGAGCUGAGUGAGUCGGCGACGACUCCCGUCAAGCGUUGGCUGGGUCGCCCGCUGCUCGAUAGUGAGACCUGUUUGACGUCGCCCGUAACGUCGGCCUUGCUUGGCGGUGCGGACGCUCCGUUGCAGGCUCGUUCCCCGAACGAUGGACUCAGUAGCUCGCCAGACGAUCGUUUUCAGGAGGACGAGCUGGACCUGGGGCGCACGCCGCGUACCAGCAGCGGAGGAGCGUCGGGGGCCAAGGUCGCGAAACGGCGCAGCGGUUGUCGUCAGGAUUGCUCGCUCUUCAAGCUGACGCGCCGGUUUCUCGAUCUAGUCUUUAAAACGGACGACGGUUUACUGGAUUUGAACGCAGUAGCGGAACGCUUGGGUGUGAAGAAGCGACGGAUAUAUGACAUUACCAAUGUGCUUGAGGGCGUCGGGAUCAUCGAGAAACAAGGCAAGAACCACAUCCGAUGGAAAGGAAUGGGAGAAUCCGCUGCUGGGAACCCCGGCACCCGCAAGACCGCACUAGCUGCUGUGAAUCGUGACGCGUCCGGGGAGGCACCUGCCAAGACCGAAACAGCGACCGUCCAACGUGCAGGGCUCACUACCGACGGAAACGCCGUUGUCUGCGGUGUCGACUUGGCUGCAGACCAGGAGAUCCUUCGUCUGCGCGAGGAGAUUCUCGAGUUGGAGAAGUCGGACCGUCUACUUGAUGAACAGAUUCGCAUCCUGCGCGACGAUCUACGUCGUUUGAGUACGUCCGAGAAAGUCAUGCGCUAUGCUUAUCUGACUGAUGAAGAUAUUCUGUCUUUGUCGAUUUUUCAGAAACACAUGGUUAUCGCAGUGCAAGCGCCCCCAGGAACCGAGUUACUCUGGGGAGACGAUCCCAAAGCAAGAAACCGAGCCUCCAAGGCGGUCGUUUACCAGUUGCAUGUGCGUUCGAGCGGUGGUGCGAUCGAGUGUUACCUGCUCAGUGCCGGCAUUGGUGGAGAGCAUCGACGACAUGCAGGUGCAGCGCUCACAUCGAAUCUUUCUUUGCAAAGCAAUGGACCGGAUCGGGCUCGGAUUUGCAAUGAACGCGCGCCCGUUGCAGAGCGCAACGGCAUGGACGUCGCUGACGGCUCCUGGGUACCAGCGCUGCGCAGGCGGGCACACAAAAAAGACCCCCGAGUGCCGCCAGAUGCAAAUGCAGCCCCGUGGCGGGCUGCUGCGCCACAGAAACUUGGAGCGGAAGCAGCGAUUUACAACAGUCUGCAGGCGGCAUUGCCUGAUCGGGGCCAUAAUCCAAUAGCCGCCCUGACGUUUGAUACGCAACUAGCGAACAAUCGUGAUUGCAAUGCAGAUGUGGAGGCCUCUGCUUUCGAUGAAGCGGCCCUGCGUGCCGACAUCGAGGAGUUCGAAGCACCCGCGCAGUCGUACGCGUCGUGGGGCUCGGGAGCCCCGCUCAGCAUUCCAGCAUCGCCGACCGGGAGCAGCCGCACGCUCGAAGCGGUGGAUGGUAUUGUCGAACUGGCGUCGCCGUUGCGAUGUAUGGCACCGAGCGGCAGCUCACCGACACGUUUGUCCUUCGCGGCAACGGCUGGCGGCGGGUUGGCAACGAUGCCUUCGGCCGGACAUGACGGCAUUCGACCGUUCCCCAUGCGAAGUGUUUGUCGGGAACCAGGAAUCAGGACAUCGCUUGACGCAAGCAGUGCCACUAGCAUCGCGACGACGGUUACCAUUGAGCAAUCCAGUGCAGCAUUCAUGUACACAGCAGCUGCGAAUGCUCGCCAGGGAGGCCCAGGAAAGCGCAGCAACGGCAGCGCAAGCGCCGUCGCAUCGGCAGCAGUUGCCGGCGCUGCGUCGUCCGCGGCUCCAUGUCAGCAUGGCGUGCGUAUUGCCCGACUUAACACAGAGCGGCGUGAUGCAUCACCAGUGGCGUUGCGGACGCGUUUCGUGGGCGACGACGUCGACGACCGGACACGACCCGAGCACGUUGCGUACGGGGCUCCGGAUCCAGAGGGCCACACUACGCCUCCGAGGUACAAGCACCUGCAUGCCGUUGGCGAGGAUGCUGUCGAUGAUUUUCAUGGCGAAGUGCUGAAUCUUCGACGUCAACAGGAACGCGGAGAAACGCUGCACCCGGGAACGGUGUCUCCGGGCGGGACGCUUAAACUUCGGCGAGCAUCAUCACCGUACGCGUCGCCGCUCAUCGACGGCGUGCAACGCUUCUCGCCAUUUCGACGAGGUGCUGUUGGCGCUGGGCUUCAUUUAGAUUACGAGCUUGACGGUAGCUUUAGUGGUAUGUUGGCUUGUGUUAGCGGAGGAGCGCUCACUCGAAGCCCGUCGCCGCCCUUGCUUCAGGAUCUGGCUGUUGAGAGCCUUCUCCUGGACCAUACUCGGGAUAGAGCUAUCUGUGGCAACAGCAGCAGCGGUGGCGUUGGCGGCAGCAACCUCAUGGAUCUGUUCAUCUCCACAGAGCCGGAUUUUGAACGCUCGCUGAGCUAG
Cyanidioschyzon merolae strain 10D is the source of this 2658-nucleotide messenger RNA. Its product is annotated as transcription factor E2F. NCBI's taxonomy places the organism in Eukaryota, Rhodophyta, Bangiophyceae, Cyanidiales, Cyanidiaceae. Gene Ontology annotation, cellular component: RNA polymerase II transcription regulator complex. Gene Ontology annotation, molecular function: DNA-binding transcription factor activity, RNA polymerase II-specific; RNA polymerase II cis-regulatory region sequence-specific DNA binding; protein dimerization activity. The record is from RefSeq and is a predicted model, not a curated record. The transcript has a single exon. The coding region runs from base 1 to 2658 and encodes 885 amino acids. Gene Ontology annotation, biological process: regulation of transcription by RNA polymerase II.